Molecule: messenger RNA, 474 nt
Organism: Eruca vesicaria subsp. sativa (arugula)
Lineage: Eukaryota; Viridiplantae; Streptophyta; Magnoliopsida; Brassicales; Brassicaceae
Source: the annotation of a GenBank genome assembly
AUGUUUCAGAUUGAGGAAUGUGGACCUAAGAUUCGUCAAGUUUGGUCGCUUCAACAAGUUGAUGUUAACAGUGUGGAGCCAGCGAUUAGAGCAGAAAUGGAAGGUGGAAAUAUGCGAGAGGAUGCGUCAGAAACAUUUGAGAACAGAGAGCAGUUGAAGAGGGCGCAGACUUCAUUGAAACAGAUGUCUUAUAAUCUAAAGAUGGUGUGCUUAUCUAUUUCCAUUAUUUCAUCCUUGACAAUACAACCAACGUUGCCAGCCACAAGGAGUUUGCUGAUCGUUACAGGACUUAUGACGUCCAAGGAUCCAACUAGACUGGUUUUUUCACUUAGACAUGCAAAACAUUGUCUAAACUAUGCACCGAUUCUGCCAUUAAAAACAUUUAAAGCCCGGAAGGACAGAAGAGUUUUGAAGAAGGCGACAUCAGAGCUGAUGAAGUUUUCAAACCAACGCAGCGGAAGCAGUAGCAAGUAG